Messenger RNA from Protopterus annectens (West African lungfish), 2231 nucleotides. RefSeq names its product bactericidal permeability-increasing protein-like. The transcript has 16 exons. Gene Ontology annotation, molecular function: lipid binding. Bases 166 to 1587 code for a protein of 473 amino acids. The record is from RefSeq and is a predicted model, not a curated record. Lineage: Eukaryota; Metazoa; Chordata; Ceratodontiformes; Protopteridae.
UAAAAGAUUUAUUUCCUUCCACCUACAUUUAUUUGCUAUUUAACUCUAAGCAAGUCAGUUAACUAGAUGAUGGUCCCGGCCCGGGUCACCAUGAAAAGGGAUACUUGCAUACAGUGGACUUGCAUGAUUAACAAAGGACAUUUCAGAAGAACUUGGAAUUAGAAAAUGAUCUGGGUUUUCCUAGUCCACCUGCUCCUUCUCCUACCGUUCUCAUCUCAGGGUGCCAAUCCUGGACUUGUAGGUAGAAUAACACAGAAGGGAAUUGAUUAUGCCCAUCAGCUUGGUAUUGAAGUCCUGAAGUCACAGAUACCCAAAAUACAAAUACCAGAUAUGAGCGGCAGGUACGACAUUGGUGGGAUUGGGGACGUGAAGUAUGAAGUGUCAAGAAUGCACAUUUUGGAGUUCCAGCUCCCACAGUCAGCAGUCACCUUUUUUCCUGGAACCGGAAUCAAGUUAUCAAUCAGUAACGCUUAUAUUAAAAUCAAUGGUGACUGGAGAGUGAAAGUCCUAUUUAUAUCUGACAGUGGCUCAUUUGACAUUUCCGUGUCUGGGUUAUCAAUCUCAGCAGUUAUCUGGGUGAAGAAGGAUGACACAGGACGCCCUGCCGUGGGGAGCGCUGGUUGUAGUUCCAGCAUCGGUGACCUUAGCAUCAAAUUCCAUGGUGGAACAAGCUGGCUCUAUAAUCUCUUCACUGGUGCUUUGGAAGGACCGAUUCGCAAUUCCCUGAAUGAAAAACUGUGUCCGGAGGUUAAUAACGCUAUCAACGGACUUGAACCACAUCUUCAAACAAUACCAAUUACUGCUCAAAUUGACAAGAUAGCUGAAAUUGAGUACUCACUGGUCAAUCCUCCGGAGAUAACAGAUAAAUAUACUGAUCUUGAUUUCAAGGGAGAGUUCUACAACAUCGGACAACAUACUGAGCCACCAUUCUCACCGCUUCCCAUUGUGCUGUCUGACCAGACAGACAGCAUGCUGUAUGUCGGGAUCUCAGAGUUUUUUGCCAAUUCAGCAGGAUUUGUGUACACUCGUGCUGGAGCACUUCAGAUAAACAUCACAGAUGAUAUGAUUCCAGAGGAAAGUCCAUUCAGACUAAACACACACAGCUUUGGAGUCCUAGUCCCUGAAAUCGAAAAGCUUUACCCCAAUAUGUCCAUGGUAAUGCACCUGUCUGCCAGCAAGCAACCUGUUCUCACAUCACAGCCAGACAACUUGACUGUUGUGGUAACAGGAGAGAUCAAGAUGUUGGUCAUCCUUCCAAAUGCAUCUCUAGCACCGCUCUUCAUACUGGGUUUGGAUGCCAGCGUGAGUGCCAAACUACUUGUGACAGGAGUGAGCAUCAGAGGAGAGCUUUCUCUUAAUAAAUUCAGUCUGUCUUUGGAUCACUCUGAUGUUGGCCCAUUUGAUGUUUCCAAACUUCAGACGCUGGUCAACCUUGCUCUGAAACUGGUUGUACUGCCACAAAUAAAUGAAAAACUGGCAAAAGGAUUUCCCCUUCCAACCAUCGACAAAAUCAAAUUUGUCAGUCCUUCAAUAAAGAUAAAUCAGGGAUUUAUCCUGAUUGCAACUGACAUCCAGUAUACACCCUGAACUGCUGUGAAAAAUUAGACUUCGUAAACUGAGGAGAGUCAAAUCCGUUUAAAAUAUUACAUAUACAGUGCAGUAGUUACAAUUUUAAACUAGAAGAAAGUUUUAGAAUGUCAAACUUUUACUUGGAUGGUCUCUAAUGUAACAAGAUACAGAAUUUAUGCAGAGGAAAGAAUAAACAUACCAGUUCAAAAUUAUGUAUAUACUUUGCACAUUUCCAAGCAAUACGUACAGCUUGAGUUUUACAUCCUAAUAAUGUUCAGGAGAAGCAAUAGAGCACCAUCUAGUCACAAUUUCUGCAAGCAUUUUUAUAAGAUAAUAUGACUAUUCACUACUAACAUACUGAUGAUUGUAUGCCUGUAGAUUUACUUAAUUGUCUGGAUGCAAAUUAUUCUGUCAUUAAUUGUAUAUCACCACAAUGCUAAUUUUUAAUACCGAUUUCUCUGUUACGCAUUUAGCAUUUUAUUUUGUUUGUUGUCUCCUAUUUUUUAUGUUGUUACAUUUUUUCAUGUCUUGCAUGUUUUGUUAAAAUUUUCAUGCCUUAAAUGUUUUUAUACUUCUAAACCUUUAAUCUGGGAAAUGACUGUAAGAGGUUUUAGGAUCAGUUCACUCAGUCAAUAAAUAAAACAUGCAAAUAAUUAAAUAGA